Penicillium arizonense is the source of this 153-nucleotide messenger RNA. RefSeq lists its product as uncharacterized. The record is from RefSeq and is a predicted model, not a curated record. The transcript has 3 exons. Bases 1 to 153 code for a protein of 50 amino acids. NCBI's taxonomy places the organism in Eukaryota, Fungi, Ascomycota, Eurotiomycetes, Eurotiales, Aspergillaceae.
AUGUCUCUUGCUCACGAUGCUGAUCCCUCAAUCAAGGAUCUGGUCGAGGAGAACAUCCAGCGUGCUCCCUUGAAAGGGUUCGACAAUUUGCUGCCUCGCCAGACAGGCGCUGGUGCCGCCCAUGACACAGAAGUCAGCUUGAUUGCUCACUAG